Messenger RNA from Trypanosoma cruzi, 1014 nucleotides. RefSeq lists its product as uncharacterized. The record is from RefSeq and is a predicted model, not a curated record. Lineage: Eukaryota; Euglenozoa; Kinetoplastea; Trypanosomatida; Trypanosomatidae. The coding region runs from base 1 to 1014 and encodes 337 amino acids. The transcript has a single exon.
AUGAACUUCAAGAACAGGGUGAGUGAGGCGAAAGGCGAAGUAAAGGGACCUAGCCGUCAGCGCCCACUCAAAGAGAAUAAACGUAAGUUUGCAGCUGGUGAUGCCAUAAAGAAGGCGUCUGUAGGGCGCAGGGCGGAUGAGACACAUCCGAAACGUGUUCAGGCCGCGAAUGGCCCUUCCCAACAGCAGAAAGUGCAGGUGGCUACUACCACCAGUUGGGUCAAGGGAGGUAGUUCACUUUCCUUUGCCGAUGUUGUACGAAGGAAGACAGAAAAUGUGGUUAUGAAUAUCCAACCGGAAGAGUCACAUGAGGACAUUGCAGAAGUCGUUCAUGUGGAAAAUGAUGCUGUAGAUCUGAUGCAUGAUAUUCAAGAAGACUCUAUUAACGUUCACAACAUGAACAAUGAGAGCGAAGAUAUUGCUUAUCCCACCAUGCAGCAGGACACUGCUAUUGUUCAAGCCGUCAUCCCACCACUUCCGGAGGAAGAAUUGAUGGAGGUGCCUUCUAUCAAGUACUACGUGCUUGAAAUUGACAGAAUUGUGGAGGAGUCUGUGAAUUUACCGCCUCGUACUAUGGCAACCGCUGCGGAUUACAUGGGAGUCUAUACAUUUUCUGGGCAAGCGGGUAAGCCCCCAACACCUCCCACGGCGACGCAACUUCAACAGCAGUUUUAUCGUCCGGAGACGACAACUGCUAGACCCUUUGGUGGAAUGAGUGGAACCUCUGAAAUAAGUCGAGGCCAACAUUGGGGCUCACAGCCAGGUCACACAGUGGAUUACACAAACGCAAAUUGGUCGCUGCAGGAGCGUGGUCAAAGAAUGUUCCACCAGGGGAUGCAGUACAGCUCUUACGCACCACCACCACCCGUGCAGCAGCAGCAGCCACAGAGGAAUUUCAUGCCACAGACUGUCAACCGAAUGCUACAAAGUGAUUCUGCAGACGCCCCACUGCGCCAUCUCCGUGAGUCUGGAACAUUCAACCGUCAUCCAGGUAAUGGCGGAGGUGUGUGGUGA